AUGGAUAAAUUGCCGAAAACCGUCGCCCCGGAACUACCUUCGCUCGAGGCAAUGUUCAGCUCGUUCGCAAAGUAUCGCCCGGCGCUUAACUCUUUCCAAGGUGACGGUCAAAGGAUUCUGCUGUCGCAAAGUGACGCGUGGAUGCAACAAGCUUUGCUGCUCGGAAAGGAGCGGCCUUUCACGCUAACCGAGACCGGGGUUCUCUUCUUUUCGUUCAGCAAAUCGAGUCUGGAUUUCGAUGAAUUCCAACAGUUUCUGGAAAAGUUAUGUGACAGCAAGAACAUUGAUGUGGAGAAAGUAAAACUAAGUCUAGUGAGUUGUGGCCCUCCAGGCAUUGUUUCCUGA
Sabethes cyaneus is the source of this 345-nucleotide messenger RNA. Its product is annotated as tubulin polymerization-promoting protein homolog. Bases 1 to 345 code for a protein of 114 amino acids. The transcript is spliced from 2 exons. NCBI's taxonomy places the organism in Eukaryota, Metazoa, Arthropoda, Insecta, Diptera, Culicidae. Gene Ontology annotation, molecular function: tubulin binding. The record is from RefSeq and is a predicted model, not a curated record. Gene Ontology annotation, biological process: microtubule polymerization.